CAGCGCUAGUACAGUUGUAUGUCUGUCCAUGGUAUUAUGGAUCAGUCUGGUCUGAGGGGUCUGAGCCAUUAAAGAAAACAGGAGCAGUAAAGAUUGUGUAUCGAAGUUUUACAAAAACGAUAUCAUUUUUUGUCAAUACAAGGUUUUUAAAGACAAAUGAACAACUUUCUGAAAACCGGCAAAAUGCUGCAUAAUCGUGAUCUACCAAAGUUAAUUGUUAUUGGAAAUGAAAGCUGUGAUUUAGAUUCUGUGGUUUGCAGUAUAUCGCUCGCUUUCCAUAUUUCGAAAUCUCCAGCUUCUUUAAAAAUAAAACAGAAUUAUGAUCACGUACUGCCGGUGUUGAAUGUGACCAGAGAAAAUUUGCCACUCAAAACGGAAGUUGUUUAUUACCUACGAGAGAAUGAUAUCGAUUUGAACGAUUUGGUAUGCAAAGAUGAAAUAUACCUGCCGGAAACUUCAAGUAAUACGAAUUUUGUAUUGGUUGACCAUCACUUAUCUAAAUAUAGAGUUAAUGUAAUCGGAGUUGUGGACCAUCGACCUUUUGAUCCCAAUUCAGCGUUAAACCAUGACAUUUUCAUAUAUAUUGAAGAAGUUGGGUCAUGUGCAACUCUGAUUGCUAGUCUAAUUGAGAAGUCUAGUAUUCUUGAAAGCAAUCUGGAGGAAUAUCAUAUUGUGUUGAAGUUGCUUUAUGGGGCAAUUGUUCUGGAUACUGUCAAUUUAUCAAAACAAGCAGAUAAAACUAGAAAAUUAGAUCUUGAAAUGCUGCAAUUGAUUGAAGAUUACCUUCAUGUGACUGAUACACACCGUCAGGAGUUGUUCAAUUCACUCGUCUUUAAUAGGAAUGACAUAUCUUCCCUCAAUACAUUAGAAGUGUUAUCAAAAGAUCUGAAAAUAUUAACUCGAAAUGGGCGAACGAUAGCUAUACCUGGGUUUCCCUUGUUGGUUCAAGACUACAUUCUGCGAGAUAAUGCCGAAACAGCUGUUUUCGAAUUUGCGAAUAGGGUCGCAGCAAAUGUGCUCAUAUUGAUGGGAAUGAAAAUAAAUUCAUCAAAUACAGACGUAAGCAGAGACAUAGGCUUGAUAAACAUUGACGAUGUGGAUUUAUACACCAAGAUGAAAAACAGAAUUAUGUCUACUGAAGCGCGAAGUUUCGGGUUUGAAAUUAUUCCGGACGUAGAUUUCAAUCAAGGUGUUUUAUUCAAACAGAAGAACGUAAAAUGUUCAAGAAAACAACUAAUACCUAUGAUUAAUUAUGUUCUAGAUAAUGUCUUGCUGUCGUAAUUGGAAUAUGAAUAAAAAUGAUGUUACGUUAACUA
This is a messenger RNA of Toxorhynchites rutilus septentrionalis, 1316 nucleotides long. It is a transcript of the gene pn, whose product is annotated as exopolyphosphatase PRUNE1. Gene Ontology annotation, molecular function: exopolyphosphatase activity. The coding region runs from base 157 to 1281 and encodes 374 amino acids. The transcript is spliced from 4 exons. The record is from RefSeq and is a predicted model, not a curated record. Gene Ontology annotation, cellular component: cytoplasm. NCBI's taxonomy places the organism in Eukaryota, Metazoa, Arthropoda, Insecta, Diptera, Culicidae.